Messenger RNA from Girardinichthys multiradiatus, 3032 nucleotides. RefSeq names its product collagen, type IX, alpha 3 (gene col9a3). The transcript is spliced from 32 exons. The coding region runs from base 226 to 2262 and encodes 678 amino acids. NCBI's taxonomy places the organism in Eukaryota, Metazoa, Chordata, Actinopteri, Cyprinodontiformes, Goodeidae. The record is from RefSeq and is a predicted model, not a curated record.
ACCCCUCACCCUUGCAGGCAAGCAGCCUGUCUGAGUUCAGCCCCUUCGACUGGAGGCUCGGGUUUAUCUGGGAGCAAAGAGAAAGCCAUUCAGGGGCUGCGGGCAUCAGGUGAAGGAAGUGCUCCGUGCAAACGCUCGAGGGAACAGAGAAGAGACUGGAAGUGGAGCAGGGGAUUUGACCUUUCUUAAUCAUAAACCCGGGUUUGUGAGGGCGUGCAGGGAGCUAUGACAGGGUUCUCUGCUCUUUCGGUGCUCGUUCUGUGCCAGCUUCUGUCAUCAUCCUCAGCCCAGAGACCUGGACUCAGAGGACCCCCUGGGCCACAAGGACCCCCAGGACAACCAGGAAGGGAUGGCACUGAUGGGAAACCUGGACCUCCUGGGCUGCCAGGGAAAGCUGGCCCUAAGGGUAAAGCAGGAAUAUCAGGACUGCCAGGAAAACCAGGUUUGCCAGGACUUCCAGGAAUUGAUGGUUUGACUGGUCCUGAUGGUCCUGCUGGCAGAGAUGGACCGCCAGGGGAAGCAGGUGAAGCUGGACCUUCGGGGCCACCUGGACCUCCUGGCAGGGGGAGACCAGGAACCCCAGGAUUACCAGGAACCAAUGGGCUGCCGGGCGGAGUCGGGCCUCAGGGAUCAGCAGGUCCAGAGGGUCUUCCAGGACUUCCAGGACCUCCUGGCCCUGAUGGACCCCCAGGGCUUCCUGGUACCCUUCAAGAUCUUACUGGUGAUCUCCUGUGUCCUGCUAUCUGCCCUCCCGGUCCCCCCGGCCCACCUGGGAUGCCAGGAUUUAAGGGACACACUGGACACAAAGGAGACAAAGGAGAGCCUGGAAAAGACGGAGAGAAGGGGGACCCUGGUCCACCGGGACCACCGGGUAUUGCAGGAACUGUUGGUCUUCAGGGGCCACGUGGUCUGAGAGGUCUACAAGGCUCAAUGGGAUCUGCAGGGGACAGAGGCCUCCCAGGUUUCAGAGGCAAGCCUGGCAUAGCUGGAAUCAUUGGAAAGACAGGCGAUGUUGGGGAAAAGGGACCACAGGGAUUUAAGGGACCUAAAGGAGAAAUUGGCAAAAUUGGUCCCAAAGGAGCUCUGGGGGGAGCAGGACCCAAAGGGGAGCCUGGUAUACCUGGAAGAGAUGGGAAAGAUGGAGCACCAGGGCUGGAUGGCGAGAAGGGUGAUCCUGGACGUCAUGGAGUAGUUGGUGAGAAAGGACCAAAUGGACUUCCUGGUUUGCCUGGAAAAGCUGGAGCAAAGGGGUCAAAAGGACAAGUUGGUGAUCCAGGGAAGUCUGGGGAGCAAGGACCCUCUGGAGAGCCAGGUAUUCCUGGUGAAAUUGGCGUUCCAGGAAACAGGGGGAUAGCAGGUCCCAGAGGCGUGGCUGGAGGUAUUGGACCAGCAGGCAAUUCUGGGCCUCAUGGAGUUAAAGGCUUCCAGGGAGUCAAAGGAGCCUUGGGCGACCCAGGUCUUCCAGGGCCAACGGGACUCCGAGGAGAGUUUGGUGAAAGAGGUCCAGUUGGAGCUUCUGGACCAAAGGGAGACAUAGGCGUGGCAGGAAGUGAUGGUUUACCAGGAGAGAAUGGAGAGCCUGGUCCAUUUGGGCCAGUUGGACAAAAAGGAGAGUCAGGAAAGAGAGGUGAACUGGGGCCCAAAGGUGUAACGGGUCCAGAAGGCGAGAUUGGGGCAAGAGGACCUCCAGGAAAACAAGGACCAAUGGGCUUCCAAGGGGAACAGGGUCAGCCAGGAAUCGCAGGAAAGACAGGUGUACCUGGAAAAUUGGCAAGUGAGCAGCACAUCAGAGAGCUGUGUGGUUCCAUGAUUGAUGACCAGAUAGCACAGCUAGCAGCCAACCUGCGAAGACCCCUGGCACCUGGAAUGGUGGGCCGCCCCGGCCCUGCAGGUUCUCCAGGAAAGCCGGGGGUUGCUGGUUCUGUUGGGCAUCCAGGUACUCGUGGACCACCAGGAUACAGAGGUCUGCCAGGAGAACUUGGAGAUCCAGGUCCCAGAGGUGAUGUUGGUGAGGCCGGUGAUAAGGGACCUGUUGGCAAAACCAUUGAUGGACCUCCAGGGGACCAAGGAUACCAAGGUCUUCCUGGAGUACCUGGAAUUGUCAAAGAUGGCCGUGAUGGGUCUCCAGGAGAUCCGGGUGAGCCCGGAGAGCCUGGCAGGGCAGGCAGGACAGGGCAUCAGGGUCCUCCAGGGAUCUGUGAUACAUCAGCCUGCCAGGGAACGUCACCGGCUGGGAAAUCCUCAAACCCCAAAAACAAUUAAACAUGACUUCCUGCAGCCUGACUGCUCCACUUUCAGGAGGGGAGGUGUUAACAUGAGAGGAAUGAGACAAGAGAACCUUCACAACAAGUCCUCUUUAUUUAAAUACAUGUAUCACAAGGAGGAAUAACAUCUACAAGUGUGAAUGGAGGAACAUCCCACGAGUGACAGGAACACCAAAGCAACUGAGAGACCCAGAAAAUUACAGGUAACAUCUUGAAAUAAAGUGGAUCAGGCAAGGAAAAGUGCAAUAGAACAACUGUAUUGACUCAAAUGUGUCACAUAACAACUGGCAUGAAUUUGUAAUUGUCAUUUCGAUGCUCCAUUUGUUUCGGUUAUCAUCAUUGUGGCAGACAACACCCUGACAGCAACUGUGACCGUCUCUGAUGUGAACGCUCAUUUCACACAGCUUAUUGUGUAAAUCACAGGUGUUACCUCAAUAUACUAACUGACCGUGUAAAAUAUGGACAUAGGUGCUGGAGCUGUAAAUGUACUGUCCCAUGUGCCCAGAGAUUUUGUAGAAUAAUUCAAAAAGACUUAACUGCUUUUUUACAGCUUGUUUUUUUUAUAUUACUUGUAAACUGAAGUUAAUUAACUAAAGCUAAGAGAAUCAUAAACAGGAUAACGUUGUGGAUGCAUAAAUCGGACAUGUAUAAUUCAUUAAUAAAAUUAGGAACUUUUUAAUUUUUUGGGGGUUUUUCAAUGUGCAAUGACCACAUCCACUGUGUACCACCGGUGCUGUAACUAUUAAAUAUACAUUACUUUAAAUACUA